Hippocampus zosterae (dwarf seahorse) is the source of this 2257-nucleotide messenger RNA. RefSeq names its product TERF1 (TRF1)-interacting nuclear factor 2 (gene tinf2). Bases 280 to 2034 code for a protein of 584 amino acids. Gene Ontology annotation, cellular component: shelterin complex. Gene Ontology annotation, biological process: regulation of telomere maintenance via telomere lengthening; telomere capping. The record is from RefSeq and is a predicted model, not a curated record. The transcript has 11 exons. Gene Ontology annotation, molecular function: telomeric repeat DNA binding. Lineage: Eukaryota; Metazoa; Chordata; Actinopteri; Syngnathiformes; Syngnathidae.
CAGACAGUCGGAUUUAAGCACCGCCCGCGCAGUAUGUUCGAGAGAAAUUAGGCACUUUACUCGAGGCGGCAGUUGAAGAAACCUCAGCGGAACUUUCGAGUAGACGCGCGCUUAGUGCGCGGCACAACCCGCAAUCAAACAACGGCAGGCACUAUUUGUCGGAAAAAAAGUCAACUCAAUUUUUGCAAAAGAAUCUCCCUUUAGUUCGUUUUUCGUCAAGUCAAGGAGCGAACUGGACAGUUGCUAAACUCGCUGUUAAUAAUUUGUCUGAUCCGAAGAAUGGCAUCAAGGAAGCCGAACGACAUGUCUGGGGGUGUCAAUCUCCCACUCACCGCUUUGCAGCAGCUGGCUCCGCCCGUGCGCCUGAUGUCCGCCGCCCUCUGGAAGGUCAUGAAACAGCGGGAUGUCGCGCAGUAUGGGGUCCUGGCGGAGUUUGUGGAGUCCACUUGCGACACGGUGCCAGGCUUGCUCACUCUGAGGCACCAGGCCAAGCUCGCCUUGGGGCUGAGAGCGCGGCUAAUCUUGGAGCUCCUGCGUGUCGCCCAACCCGAUAGCGGCGUCAUCGGGACCCAAUUGAAAAAGAUCCGCGCUCCUUCUCGACCGUCCACCUCUUCGGCUCCUACCGCGAAGACGGACGUCAAGGUGAAAACAUCGGUCGAGAGUUUUCACACGUUGGUCCAUGAACUGCUCACUAACCAGGUUGCAAAAGAGGAGUUUUUCCAGGAGGAGUUUUUCGAGGGCUAUGGUCCUUUAUUCGACCAGUCGAUGGAGAAGCUACUGUGGGAGUUUCUGGUUCGGUUGGAUCAACUUCUCCCGGUGCCCAGCCUUUCUCAGACGGUGUCCUGGCUCAGUGAGACUCCCGCCGUCUUGGAAGAGUGCGCCCAUGCCGCCAGCCAGCAGCAGCUCCUGAAAAUUUUGCUUGACCAUGAAGCCGGUCUUGGGCAUCUCCACGCCGCAGCACCCCUCCCACCAAACAUGGGUGACUCCAUCUUGACAUCCCUCUCAUUACCGCUCUCCGGAAAAGUGCCCUCAAAUCGGCAACGAGGCCCCGGGUCGUCCUCUUCCAGCAAUCAGGCUGCUCAGAGAAAAGACGAAACGCCCUCCGUCGCCCCCGCGGUCUGCCGUCUGAUACCCGCCAAUGACGACGUGCCAGCAAUGAAGAGGCCCAAGCAAGAUGGCGGUGUGCUAACCAACUUGAAGCCAUGGAACGGUAACCGUAACCAGGAGGGCAGCGACGAGGGAACGCUCACGUCCCAAAAGCAUUGCCCCAGCAUGGCGGCCUGUCUGCGCCGCCAACCAAGAGUCGUGAUUCGGAAACUGCAGCCCUCCGAGCUAUGUCGAGGAGUGUCUUCUUGCAGAAAAGCAUCCCUCGCCCCAAGCUCGGGUGACUCCACCUUGACACCCCUCUCUUUACCGCUCUCCGGAAAAGUGGACUCAAAUCGGCAACAAGGCCCCGGGUCGUCCUCUUCCGUCGAUCAGGCCGCACAGAGAAAAGACGAACUGCUCUCCGUCGCCCCCGCGGUCUGCCGUCUGAUACCCGACAAUGACGACGUGCCAGCAAUGAAGACGUCCAAGCAAGAUGGCGGUGUGCUAACCAACUUGAAGCCAUGGAACGGUAGCCGUAACCAGGAGGGCAGCGACGAUGGAACGCUCACGUCCCAAAAGUAUUGCCCCAGCAUGGCGGCCUGUCUGCGCCGCCAACCCAGAGUGGUGAUUCGGAAACUGCAGCGCUCCGAGCUACGUCGAAGAGGAGCGUCUUCCGACAGGCUGAGGAGGAAUGACAAUAAAGAGAAUCGUCUCAAAGAAGUAAGCGGAGGUGCCCUGUCGUUCCCGCGCCAGUGGAGCAGCGCAGAAGCGCUGGCCCCCUCCGGCGAUGACUACGUAGCUGAUUCCGAGGACGAGGCCACUGAGCGGCUGUUUAUGAAGCGUUACUCCAAAACCAAGCACGGCACGUAUUUCCCCACCUUGCGGGAAUUCUUGAAGCUGGGAGCCGCGCCGUGCCAUGUGAUGGCCAAUGAUAAAAAUGACAUUUGACCAUGUAAAAUAGAAGUCAAGUCAGACAACGUCUGGACUGGACACGAAAAAAAUCAUUCAUAUUCCACAAAUGCAAUAGUCAUCAGAAUGCCGUUUUUACACAAGGGGAGCUGCAUAGAACAUAUUAGAAAUACAUUUUCUGACUUGACUUGACUUUUUAAGUAUCACAUGACUAAUAACUAAACUGUGACUGUUGUUUCUGAAUAAAUACUGAGUUUGUUCA